Molecule: messenger RNA, 4152 nt
Organism: Ambispora leptoticha
Lineage: Eukaryota; Fungi; Glomeromycota; Glomeromycetes; Archaeosporales; Ambisporaceae
Source: the annotation of a GenBank genome assembly
AUGACCACACCAUACAGUUCUUUAAUAAUUGGCUGGCGCCUACAAGGUCGUCAUGUUUUAAUAGUUGGCGGAAAUCAAGUCGCUGCCAAUCGUCUGGAUUUUGCGUUAUCCGCAAAACCCGCAAAAAUAACUUUAGUAUAUCCAAAACAAAAAAUAACUUGCCCAAAGCUUUUAGAAUGUAUCGAGAAAAAGGGUGGAAGUGGUUUAUUCACGUUUAUUGAUAAAGAAUUUAACAUUGAAAUCCUAGAUAGUGCUCCUGCGGUGGACCUAGUGCUGACCGCGGCAAAUGACGCGCAGUUAUCUCAGAAAAUCGUGGCAGCAACGAGAGAACGACGUAUUCCGGUGAACGUGGCAGAAAUCCCACAGCUGUGUGAUUUUUUGUUUAUGCCCACGUAUCGUGAUGAGUAUUUGCAGGUGGCCAUUUCUACGAAUAAUUUUGUAGCAAGAAAUAUUGAUAAGAAAAAAGGUGACCUUGCGUUGGUGACGCGAAAAAUAAGGGAACAUGUUUUGAACCAUGUACCGAGUCACAAAGACAUUAUUGCUGCAUCGAAUAAUCUUGCGUUAUUAAGAAAGAAUUUGGAUGAGAGUGGUGGCAAUAUGUCAUCGUUAUCAAAAAUUAUCGAUCCACUACCAUUAGAACAGCUUGCUCAAUUAUCUGCGAAAGAUAUUGCAGCAUUAACAAAUGAAAAUCACAAUUCGCUAUUGAGCGAGGGAACUUUCUCGGAUAUUGAUGAAGCAUCGUCAACUUUUUCAAGUGACGAAAAACAAUCGGACAUCACGUUUGUAGAGCAAGCGAAUGAUUCUUAUAGUGAUAAUAUCGAAGAUAGAUCGCUGAUAAAAUCGAACAUUAUCGAUAAUGAAAGAUUAGGUGGGGAUCGACUUGUCGACGGAAAAAACAUCUUGAUUGAUGUCGAAAUACAACCGUGGAUUAAAUCAAAAGUUAACGAUAAAGUUUUGAUUGGAAGAUUAGGUGGAAAUCAACUCGUAGAUGGAAAAACAGCAUUGGCGUAUGUUGCGUAUGCAUUAAGUACGAAUGCAUUCAUUUAUCCGACUACAAGAUCAGCAUAUAUUGGAAAAGUGAUUGAACAUUGGUGUGCGAAUAAUGUUCGAAACGCAUUUGGAAAGGUGGGGCAAGUUGAGAAAAUGGAUACUCGUGUUGGUACUGCCACGACAAUUCUUGGAGCUGCAACCAUGAUGGCAGCAUUCUCCUCACCCUUAAAAAACAAGGAUUUCAAUUUAUCCUCGUAUUGGCAUUUUUCCGCAUUUGCCACCUCGCAAACAAUUGUAAAUAUGAUCCCAAACCUGUACAUACUUUCCGUUCAACAUAUUCCUUUAGUCAUACACGUUGCAGCACAAGGACAAGAUCACGAAAUGAAUAAUACAAUUAAUUAUCACGAUGCAUUACAAGCACGUGAUACUGGCGUAUCUAUGAUUAAUUCUUUCACGGUACAAGAAACACAUGACGUAGCAUUGAUUGCACAUUUAGUUUCUGCUUUAACGGAGUCCCCCUUCUUACAUAUUUUCGACGGGAUAAAAAUAACACAUGAAUUAACAAAAGCUGAUCUUUUAUCUUAUGAUGAUAUCGCAAAAUUAUGGAUAGAAAUUAAGACGGAGGCAAAUACGCUUAAGCAACAGCGUAACUCUCAUAAUUCGAUCAUCGACGCGAUCGAAACAGUAGCAAUUAAAGUCGGGCAAAAAUUAGGGAGACAUUAUCGAUUAUUUGAAUAUAUUGGGGCACAUGAUGCAGAGUCUGUCCUGGUGGUGUUGGGAGAUGAGGUUGUCAGUGUACGAGAGACUGUCAAUCGACUUUCACAAUAUGGCGGAAAAGUUGGUGCGAUUGUUGUUCGAGUAUAUAGACCAUGGUCAGUUAGACAUUUCUUAAACAUACUACCAAAAACGACCAAACGUAUUGCUGUAUUUGAACAAGUGGUGAAUACAAAAAAGGGUUCCAUUCGAAAUAGUUCAACAUUAUUUACUGAUAUUUCGGCAUCUUUCCAAUCAGAAAUUUGGGUUAUUAGAAAGACUCCAACUCCGAUAAUAGUUGAUGUGAAAUACCCAAUCACUCAAAUUUUGAAUGCACGAAAAAUAAAACUUGCUCUUCAUCAAUUAGUCUCCGGAGUGAAUAUAGAUCUAAAUGCCGAUCUAUUAUCGGCGAUUGAUAUUCCGCCACCCUCACAUAGUUUGAAGCAAUGCAUAUUUUGGGACUCGGAACCUCUUGGAACUGUGCACACAUCUGCACAUAUUGCAAACGUCUUCACAAAUAUUCCUCAACUAAAUUUCUCGAGUCUAUCAACUUAUGACGUUUACAAUAAUGGGGGAGUUGCGGCUACACGUUUAAGAUUUGGUCCCGAUCGUAUUUGUGGGGUGUAUGACGGCGAAUGUGGUGCUGAUUAUAUAGGUAUACACGAUGCUAAUCUCAUCUCAAAAUACGAUAUUUUGCAUGCGGCCAAAGAGCGUACGAUGGUAUUAUUGAAUACUGAAUGGGAGACUAGUGAAUUGGCAAUGAAACUAUCAAAUGAUUUCAAGCAUGAAGCCGCAACACGAAAUAUUCAAUUGUUCGUUAUUGAUGCCCAGAAAAUUGUUCGCGAUAUGGGAUUAUCAACAUCUUCAUCGACCGAUGCUAUUAAUAUCGUACUUCAGACAGCAUUUUUAAGAUUAAAUAGUUAUGCAAACCUAGAUGAAUCAUUACAGGAAGCGAUCGCUGAUCACUAUGACGGUGUGAGCGAGAAGGAAGUAACACGCAUAGUCCGUGACAUUGUAGAAAAAACGCAGGAUGGUCUAGUUCGAAUUGACAUUCCAUCUAUGAUAUGGUCUCAGCUUGAAAAAUCCAAUCAAAAUAUACCUUGUAACAUAGAGAAUAAUUCAUUCAGCCCAAAUCUUGACAAACCAAGCAUUCAAAAGAGAGCAAAAUUGGAUAGCUGGCAUAGAAUUGCCCUCAAUCUGUUAUUCAAGGAAGCUUAUGGACAAAAACAAAAAACUCGACCUGAUCUUUCCGAAAAGACUUUUAUUGUUAAUGUUUCAGAGAAUCGUAGAUUAACCCCAUUGACUUAUGAACGCAAUUUAUUCCAUGUUGAAUUCGAUAUCAAUGAAAAUGACAAAUUCACCUAUAAUAUUGGAGAAGCACUUGGAGUUUAUGGACAUAAUGACCCGGACGAAGUUAAUCAAUUUUUGCAAUAUUAUGGACUUGAACCGAAUGAUGUGAUAUUAGUGCCAUCUAAGGAAGGCAAUCAAUACGAGGCAAGAACGGUUUUACAAUUAUUCACUCAAGUCCUAGAUAUUUUUGGUCGACCACCGAAAAGAUUCUAUGAAUCAUUAGCAAAAUACGCCAAGAACGAGACGGAAAAAAAUAAAUUACUAUGGAUUGCAAGUAGUGACGGAUUAGAAGAAUUCAAACGACGUGUCGAUGACACAACUACUUUUGCUGACAUAUUUUACGAAUUUCAAUCUGCUCGACCACCCGCAGAAGAUUUAGUGAAUCUAAUUACACCAAUCAAACCACGACACUAUUCAAUAGCAUCAUCAAACAACGUACAUCCGAAUCAGGUUCACCUAUUAAUAGUGACAGUUGAGUGGUUAAAUUCCAUUGGUAAAAAAAGAUAUGGACAAUGUACAAGAUACUUAUCCAAAUUAAAAGUUGGUGAGAAAGUCACCGUUUCAAUUAAAUCGUCAGUGAUGAAACUUCCUCCGCUCGACUCACAACCCAUUAUAUUGGCUGGACUUGGUACAGGGAUGGCACCAUUCCGUGCCUUUAUUGAAGAACGUGCGUACCGAAAAUCAAAAGGAAAAAAAGUUGGUCCAAUAAUUUUAUACUUUGGUUCGCGAAAUCGAGCAAUGGAAUAUUUAUACGGCGAAGAACUGGAAGCAUAUCACGCCGAAGGAGUACUCACACAUCUUCGUUUGGCAUUUUCACGCGACCAACCCAAAAAAGUCUAUAUACAACAUAAGAUGCAAGAAGACGCACAAUUGUUGUAUGAAUAUCUCUUGAAAAAGGAAGGAUGGUUUUACCUUUGUGGUCCCACUUGGCCUGUGCCGGAUGUUCGGGAUGCAAUCACUGAUGGUUUUGUGAAGGCUGGUCGGUUGUCUAAACGGGAAGCUAAUGAUUGGGUGAAUAGGUUGAAGGAUUUGGAACGUUACAUUUUAGAAGUGUAUUAA